Acanthosepion pharaonis is the source of this 633-nucleotide messenger RNA. Lineage: Eukaryota; Metazoa; Mollusca; Cephalopoda; Sepiida; Sepiidae. The record is from the annotation of a GenBank genome assembly.
AUGACCUCAGCUAUCCAUUACUCUACCAUACCUCAGCUAUCCAUUACUCCACCAUGCCUCAGCUAUCCAUUACUCCACCAUGACUCAGCUAUCCAUUACUCCACCAUGACUCAGCUAUCCAUUACUCUACCAUACCUCAGCUAUCCAUUACUCCACCAUGCCUCAGCUAUCCAUUACUCCACCAUGACUCAGCUAUCCAUUACUCCACCAUGCCGCAGCUAUCCAUUACUCCACCAUGACUCAGCCAUCCAUUACUCCACCAUGCCUCAGCUAUCCAUUACUCCACCAUGCCUCAGCUAUCCAUUACUCCACCAUGCCCUCAGCUAUCCAUUACCCACCAUACCUCAGCUAUCCAUUACUCCACCAUGCCUCAGCUAUCCAUUACUCCACCAUGACUCAGCUAUCCAUUACUCCACCAUGCCGCAGCUAUCCAUUACUCUACCAUACCAUGAUCCAUUACUCCACCAUGCCUCAGCCAUCCAUUACUCCACCAUGACUCAGCUAUCCAUUACUCCACCAUGCCUCAGCUAUCCAUUACUCCACCAUGACUCAGCCAUCCAUUACUCCACACCAUGCCCCAUCCCCAGCUAUCCACACUCCACCAUGCCUCAGCCAUCCAUUACUCCACCAUGA